AUCACAGCCGAUUCUAACUGAACUGUGGCCUGACCAGUCGUCCAGCCAAUGGCUGCUCAGCCCUGGAAAUUCAAACGUCUUAACGGAUGUUUCUCAUGCUUCAGCCAAUCAGGCUGUGCGAACUGCCUAUAAAUACCCUGAAGAACAGCAUCGCGGCUUAUUGGUUUUACGGCGGUUUGCGGGAUGGCUCGUACGAAGCAGACGGCUCGGAAGUCCACCGGCGGGAAGGCGCCCCGCAAGCAGCUGGCCACGAAGGCGGCGCGGAAGAGCGCGCCGGCCACGGGCGGCGUGAAGAAGCCGCACCGCUACCGGCCCGGCACGGUGGCGCUGCGCGAGAUCCGCCGCUACCAGAAGUCGACGGAGCUGCUGAUCCGCAAGCUGCCCUUCCAGCGGCUGGUGCGCGAGAUCGCGCAGGACUUCAAGACCGACCUGCGCUUCCAGAGCUCGGCCGUGAUGGCGCUGCAGGAGGCGAGCGAGGCCUACCUGGUGGGGCUCUUCGAGGACACCAACCUGUGCGCCAUCCACGCCAAGCGCGUCACCAUCAUGCCCAAGGACAUCCAGCUGGCCCGCCGCAUCCGCGGGGAGCGGGCCUAAGUAACUGCCGCUGGAGCGCUUCGUUUCGGAAACCCAAAGGCUCUUUUAAGAGCCACCACUUGUCCACCAAAAGCGCUGAUAACGCUGCCCAGGCGAGGAGCCCGGUACGGUCGGGCUCUUUACACGAAGCCAUAACCUUAGAGGCGUGAACUCGGACCAGCUUUCCCGUGGCAUCUGCGCCUGGCCUGACUAUUAUUACGUGUCUUCCCCUGCUUAGAAUUGGGCGGGGACCGCGCGUUUCCCCUGAACGCUUGCGCAAAAAUAGUUCCGUGAAGGGUAUUAAAAUGUGUGUUUUUGACGUGCCUUAGACCUGGCCGCUGGGUGAGCAUUACGCGCUGCCAGCACCACUCCACUUCCACACUGCCUCAAGAACAGUCAAGCUCUUACAAUCAAG
Molecule: messenger RNA, 988 nt
Organism: Candoia aspera
Lineage: Eukaryota; Metazoa; Chordata; Lepidosauria; Squamata; Candoiidae
Product: histone H3
Exons: 1
Coding region: 184-594 (136 amino acids)
Cellular component (GO): nucleosome
Molecular function (GO): structural constituent of chromatin; DNA binding; protein heterodimerization activity
Source: RefSeq, a predicted model, not a curated record